Molecule: messenger RNA, 2357 nt
Organism: Pyrus x bretschneideri (Chinese white pear)
Lineage: Eukaryota; Viridiplantae; Streptophyta; Magnoliopsida; Rosales; Rosaceae
Product: transcription factor MAMYB-like
Exons: 2
Coding region: 1137-2090 (317 amino acids)
Biological process (GO): 'de novo' cotranslational protein folding; regulation of translational fidelity
Cellular component (GO): cytosol
Molecular function (GO): ribosome binding; Hsp70 protein binding
Source: RefSeq, a predicted model, not a curated record
UGGUUUAUUUUGGUCUCCGGAUCUACAAAAUCAGACGUCUCUGAAAUCUCAAUCUUGUCGGUUCCGUUCACAGACUGAGUCCAACUGGAUCUACUCCAGGCUGAGGUUCCAGCCGCAUCUCUCCUUCUCCCAUUUUUGGGUGUUUCUGGUAACUUCUCCAGGCUGAGGUUCCGUUCCCUAAACUUAUUCACCUCUCUAUUUCCAUUUUCUCUGAUUCUUCUGCUGCUAAUCUAAUUGAUGAACGAUUACAAUUUGAAUUUUCAAUUUAUUUAUUUAUUUAGAGUAUUAAAUUGUGGAACUGUUGUAUUUGCUCAUCUCAUCUUAUUAUCAACCCUCUCCCAGUAAUUCUGCAGUAUAUAAACGUUUGUGUUUAUUUUCGGUGAAAGGACUUGUAGAAUCAAUGCCCUUUUUCCUACUGAACAAAGAAAACAAAUUUGAUUAGUUUGCAUGUAUGUAGUAAAUUUACAUGGAUGCAUUGUAUCAUUGUGUGUAUUCGUUUUGAGUUCCCUUGUGUAUUGUUCUUGUAUAUAGUAUAUGUGAAAAACGAGAUUGAAAUACUACGCAAAGGUCUCAGGUGUUACAAAUUAACAUUAUACUCACAAAGUUUUUCUUUUUGUAACAUUCGACAUUUUUGUUUGGAAGUGCCUUUAAAAUGACUGAAAACGUUUUUGAUGAAAGCACUAGUUACUUAAGGAGCUUUUUCAAGAUUCACUUGCAUUUUUACUAGUUUUAACAUGAUUUUAAGUUUAUAGAGUAACGAGUGAAUUGAGUUCCAAUUUGGACCAUGCAGCUUGAUUGUUUAUCAUUCAAUUCUCUAUCCCUUCGAUGUGCCCAAAAGUUACUUAGUGGAUUCGGAGUGUAAUGAUAAUUGAUCAUUUAAUUGUUUUCCGAGUUUAUUUAAUUUCUAACUUCCAAAAUGUUUGAUCAAUAUGAGUUUGAAGUUGGCGUGUUACCAUUCACUAGGAAAAGUGAAAACAGUGAGCAGGCUAUCAAAUUUCAUUUAAGGAGAAGAAUGGGAGAUGUUCACAGCGAUGCUUCCUAAGCAAAGCCUUCACGUUUGACCUUCAGAAGAACCACAAGGACUAGUAGCAUAUAUAUAAAGCUGUGUCUAAAGCUUUUAGCUCUAAGAUCCAAAAAUGGAAUUUUUGGAUGAGGACGCAAGGCCAAGGUUCCUUUUCCAAUCCAAAGCAGUAGCUUCUUCUGCUGCAAACCCACAACCCUAUUACAAUAAUCUCAGCAAACCAUUCUUUUUUUUAACCGUCUUGAUCUCAUUUCUGUUACUGGGUCUUGCCUUCUUCUUCCCCCAAAAUGAACCCUACCAAUCUCUACUCAUUUGGGCCGCUCUCUCCCUCCUCAUCAGCCGAUUCGCUCCUGCACCCGUCACUGGUGGUGACAUACGGGUUGGUCACGGCCCAGUCAUGGACUUUCCAGAAAUUGCAACCCAUGUAGAGGACGAAUCGAAGAAGAGGAUGUCUCAAAAGAGAUCAAAACUGCGUCGGUUUGAUGAAUUGGGGACAGAUUCGAUGCCGGUGGCCGAAACUGUUGGUGGGUCUUUGAGAGAAGAGAAAAAGUGUGAGGCUUCCGAAGGUAAUGGUAAUGGGUCAGUGGUUUUUGGUGAAGAGAUGGAGUGGGUUGAGGAGGAUGCUGAGUUUUUAAAGAAACUGCUGUUGAAGCACCCGGUGGGGAAGCUGAGACGGUGGGAGGUUAUUGCCGAGUCAUUUCAAGGAAGGCAUAAGGUGGAGAGUGUGAUCAAGAAGGCCAAAGAAUUGGGAGAGAAGAAAGUGAGUGAUUCAGAUUCAUAUGCAGAGUUCUUGAAGAAGCGUAAGCCCAAUGACAAGAAAUUUGAAAGUGGGAAUCUAGAGAUGGGUGAUGAGUUGAUGGCGGAAAAUGGUGAAGUGAAGAAAGAGAGUUGGGCUUCUACUGAAGACAUUGCAUUGUUCAAUGCCCUGAAGGCAUUUCCAAAGGAAGUGUCAAUGAGGUGGGAGAAGAUUGCAGCUGCUGUGCCCGGGAAGUCGAAGGCUGCUUGUAUGAAGAGAGUUGCUGAGUUGAAGAAGGGUUUUCGGAGCGCCAAGGCUGCUAGCGAAGAGUAGAUGAAGAUUGACUGAUCAAUUUUGAACCGGAUAUGCAUUUUGCAUUGAGGAGAUAAUUUUGAUGAUUAAUGUUUGUUUCUUUGAUUUUGUAAAUUAAAAUUGAGAAUUGUUGCCUAUGGUUGAUUCAUAGGCAAUUUCAUAUCAUAGUUCCAUUGGAGUUUGGUGAUUGUCAGCCAUUACAAACAUGAAUGCUGUAACUCAUACUUCCAUCUGGUUUCAUCCAAUAUCAUUUGUAUAAACUCCAUGGGAUGACAUAGAUUUUACAAA